AUGCCACCGUUCGGGGCCAACAAAACAAUUUUGGACUCUUUCUUGACGGAGAUCGUCUCAAGCAUUAGGAGCAAAAAUGGUCAGCGCAUCGCAGAAUUAAUCCAGCUCGACUUCGACAGUCUGCCACCUGAGCGACAGAAGCCAUACGCUGAACUCAAUGCGGAACUCAAUGCUCAAUAUCCGGCGUCGUCCAACGACUCACAGCUCGUUACACGGUGCAAGGCCGUGCUUUCGCAAGAUGAAUUUGGGUCUUUCAGCCCACCUUUCUCAGACAGUAUCGUGCAUUACUUUCGUUACUUGAGAGAUUUCACUACCGCCGAUAAUCGCGCGAAAGCGUCAAAGAUCAGGCAGUUGACGAGCCAAUGCGUGACCGCCCUCGGCGACUCAAAAUAUGGAGUGAUCAUGAUUCCCAUCGUGCUCUCCUUCUCACGAGUCCUCGCUGCGGUCGCGACCAACCUCGACCGAAGUCAGCAUGAGCAAUCCAGCCAGAAUCAGACGACGACCAGCGCCGACACACCCGGCACGAGGUUCAGUUUUGUCGAAGACGCCGCGAACGUCCUCCGCGACGCUUUCAUCAAAUGCCUCGCAGGGUCUCCUGGGGUCCCAAGAACUUCCCGACCAGCACCCCCGGACGACAAACGGCUCGGGAUAUACCUGACGGCCAACUCGUGCCUCAAACUCCUAACGCAGUGCCGCAAGCUCCGCAACGCCCAGCAGAUGUUCAGCAGCAUUGACGCGCAAUCGCCGCCUUUGGCUUUCUACCCGGCGGCACAACGUGUCACCUACCUAUACCACCUUGGCCGCUAUCAUUUCGCCAACAGCCACUUCGUCCGCGCUAUUGCCGCCCUCCAAGCGGCGUACGAGCAAUGUCACGCGCAGGCGCUCAAGCACCGUCGUGCAAUCCUCACCUACCUGAUUGCUGCGAACAUCUGCGUAGGGCGCUUCCCUUCGCGGCAAAACCUCCUCUCGCGACCAGAAGCGGUCGACCUAGCUCCCUAUUUCGUCCCACUAUGUCAAGCGAUCCGAAUUGGUGACCUCGGCGCGUUUCAACAGAUGCUGAGUCUGGAGAGCUCGACGGGCCAGUGGUUCCUCCGCCGAGCGAUCCUGCUACAACUUCAAGACCGCUGCGAGAUUCUGGUCUGGCGCAGUCUGAUCCGCCAGACGUUCCGGCAUGCGGGAUACCUGGGCGCGGAGGAGAGGAAGGUGCCGUUUCUGCGCCUGAACCUCGUCCAGCGGGCCGCGCGCUGGGCCGUGAUGAGGACAAAGUCGGCGAAUCCACAACGACCGCGGCCAAAGCCUUCUAGGUCCUUCAGCAAUACCGCCACCAACACCAGCAAUGCCCACCCUCAGAACGAUGACGACGACGACGAAACGUACAUGGACUCCGAACUCGCAGACCUCGACGCAGCCAUCGCCGAAACCGGCUUCGACAUGAGCACAGGCCAAUACAUAGACGACUGGUCUCUCAGCAACAAGUACCAACACGCAGCACCGCCGUCAGCAUCCGCAAUCCUCUCCUCAUCGUCGUCGUCGUCGUCGUCGCCACCAUCCACCUGGCCACACAUAUGGGAGAUCGAAUCGAUCGUGCUGAGUCUGAUCCAGCAACACCUGCUGCGCGGCUUCGCGACACACACGAACCCGCGCUUCGCCGUCCCGGGCGCCCAGAAGCUCGGCGGGCCCAUGAAAGCCGGCUUUCCGGGUGUGUGGCCCGUCAUCGCUGCGCGGAUGGGCGUCGAGGUCGCUGAAAAUCAGAGUACGACGAAUACGACGAGUUCUGCGGGCUCGGCUAGUGCUGCCGCUGCUGCGUUCGGCAGGAUCGUCGUGCCCGGCUGGGUGGAAGAGCGGAAUUUGCUUUCUGGUGCCGGCGGGAAUAACGUGGUGCGCAUUUUUGGUGCGAGGGCCGCGGGUUCCUAG
This is a messenger RNA of Exophiala aquamarina CBS 119918, 1914 nucleotides long. RefSeq lists its product as uncharacterized. The record is from RefSeq and is a predicted model, not a curated record. Gene Ontology annotation, cellular component: transcription export complex 2. The coding region runs from base 1 to 1914 and encodes 637 amino acids. Gene Ontology annotation, biological process: transcription elongation by RNA polymerase II; poly(A)+ mRNA export from nucleus; post-transcriptional tethering of RNA polymerase II gene DNA at nuclear periphery. The transcript is spliced from 2 exons. Gene Ontology annotation, molecular function: RNA binding; double-stranded DNA binding. NCBI's taxonomy places the organism in Eukaryota, Fungi, Ascomycota, Eurotiomycetes, Chaetothyriales, Herpotrichiellaceae.